This is a messenger RNA of Cynoglossus semilaevis (tongue sole), 7849 nucleotides long. RefSeq names its product molybdenum cofactor sulfurase (gene mocos). Gene Ontology annotation, biological process: Mo-molybdopterin cofactor biosynthetic process. The transcript is spliced from 19 exons. Gene Ontology annotation, molecular function: molybdenum cofactor sulfurtransferase activity; molybdenum ion binding; pyridoxal phosphate binding. Lineage: Eukaryota; Metazoa; Chordata; Actinopteri; Pleuronectiformes; Cynoglossidae. The coding region runs from base 4055 to 6475 and encodes 806 amino acids. The record is from RefSeq and is a predicted model, not a curated record.
UCUAAUUCUGUCAAAAAGGAGAGGCAGGAAGAGGCUUGUGGGUUGACAGAACUCUUAGUCCUGCUCCUCCCCUGUGUGUGUGUCUGUGUGUGCAUGUGCAUGUGAGGUGCAGAAGCUACGUCAGGGAGUUGGGUGGAGAUGAGAAGUGGCAAAACCGUUAACAGAUACUGGGGACCACACUAGUGAAGUUAGGUUAUCCUGCUGGAGGAGGAGGAGGAGGAGGAGGAAGAGGAGGAGGGGAGGGCGCUUCAUGUGUAUGAUUUUGCACCAUACACAUUUAAAACCUAUAGCACAAGUGGGCAGACCUUUUAUCAUCACAUUGUGUUUCUAUAGAGUGUCAUUUCAGCAGAUGUAAUUAACAAUUUUAAAUUGUUGAAUAUAACCUGUAGUAACCAUAGUGACGGAACAGAAAUACACACUUAAAAUAAUUUAUGUUUGUUACAUAAUUUGUUGUUUUUUUAAAUAAUAAAUAUUCUUAAUAAACAAGCAUGACUUUUGGUUGAGUCCUAAAGCUCAUCACUGUCUUCUUUAUUUCCCUGGUCUUCACAUUAGUCUACUGUAUAUAUUGACUGCGUGUUUAAGUCACAGGUUUGCACAAACCAGUCGAUCGCAUUUACUCUAGUUUUCCAGAGAGUUCUUCACCAGUUUCAAAGUACGCCUCGGCUGAUUGUCAUCCUGAAAGCAACACAACGGCCGAGACCAGAGUGACUGCUGACAGCCUCAUUUUAUCUCCUCACCAUCUUCUUUUCUACUGCUUCUGUUGCACCUGCUAAAUCAUUUAACAUGGCUUUUUAUACAUUUACGAACCAUUGACGUUAAUUGUUGAUGUAAUCUGAUCAAUGUAUAGUGCACUGCCUGCUUUGAAAAUGUAGGAAAAAAAACUUUCACCUGACUCUAAGGUGAAACAAUUUUCACUCUUCAGUAGAUAACUGCUUGAAGCUACUGCAAACCAAAUUAUAUUAAUAAUAACUUAAAAACUAAUAACAAAAUAAAUAAAAACCUAAUAAAAUAUAUUAUUUUGAUUUGAUUAAUCUGCUGUCCCGUUGACCCUGAGGAGUCUUUGGGUCAAUAAAACAGUAUUUUACCUUUUUAUUUCACGUCUUAGUAACAAUAAAUAAUGUAUAGAUUUUGCUCUAAUGGUGUGUAAUAAUUAGUUAUUAGUUACAUUUGGAGAUGUCACAAAGUAAUUGAAACUCCUUAAAUAACCUGAGUGUGUUCCAAAACGCUGCGUUAAAAAUCUUUCUCCCCCUGUAUAAAAUGAGAAUGAAGAAUGAAAAUAUUUUUGUCCGACCCUUAGUUUUAAUACACAGGUGUGUCAUUAUUUCUCAUAUAAGUUUCCGGUCUUUACUGACACCAACAGAAAAAGUAGAGGCCUCUCGUCAGUCUUUAGGAGGAGCUGGUUUUGUCGGAGCGGCACACACUCAGUUUGGACUUUGAUGGAGAUUCUCACCAGAAUCCUGUCGUCCUAUGGCCCCUCAGGGAGCUCUUAUCUCAGGAGAGGCUGCCCGUGCUGGAUUGCUGAGUCACCUUUCGUUGGAGGCUGCCCUUAUCUCAAGAGCAGCACAACAUUCAGGCAGUUAGUUGCACAAGGAGGAACUCUGGGCAGGAGAGCUGCGGCCUGCUGUGUCUUCAACACCAUCCUUGGGAUUGCUGCAACGCUUCUUGACUUCCUCCACAGCAUGGCAGUCCAGCCCUGUUCUGUCUGGAUACGUCGUCUUCAAUCCUGCAGGUACGAAGCCGCAGGAUGAGGGGUCGCCACACUGAGGCCACUCAGAGGGAAUGCUGGGACCGUAACAUGACUCAGUGCUAUCAGUGAAGGCAGGGGUGUCCAGUCACGCUCAUGGCUCUCCCAUUGCACAGAGAUACUGUCCCUUCCAGUGACACAGCAGAUUCACCCACCGUGUGAGAAGCAACACGUUGCAGGGAGGAUGAUUCAGGAAACCUGUUAGAGAAGUUACUAAAAAGUCACCAUGAUGCAUACCAGUGACUAAGCUUCAGAUAACAGCUGACACGUGACAUUAGAUAAUAUUUUUAUUUAUUUGCUAUUGAACCUAUGCAGCUUCAAGUUUUUAAUGUCAUUUUAACUGCACAAAAUUGGCCACAAAUUUAACAAAAAUAUUAAAUUAACCCACAAAGGUAUAGAUUAAAAUAUGAGAUAAGUCAAAAAGUUCUUUGGAAUUAUGUCAUAAUUACAAAAGAAACAUUUUCUAUCAUAUUAUAAUAAUGUAGAAAACACAUACUAAACAUCUUCUUGAAAACAAAAACAACCUAACAGCCCAUAUUAAAUGGAUCCAAGUAUUCCAUUACACAGUAUAUAUGAACACACAGGAGCUGCAGGGGCGUCAAGGAAUUUUACGCUUACUCAGUUCCGCAGUGCUCAAGAUGACAUGCCACAUGCCGGCUGUAAUCCACAGCUACACAUCAGACCUAAUGUUAAUCCGUGUUCCCUCAGGUUUAUCCACCACCUGAUUUUGCUAUAAUUAAUAUCAUUAUGGCAAGUCUCAAAACAUCAUCAGGCCACACAGCAGUGGGAGUGGUGAACAAUGGGCUCCGGCUGGUUCUUAUUUCAUGGAUCUUUAAGCAGUAUUCACCGUUUCACAUUUGGAAGCGUCCGUAGCGUGUAACCCUUAAUUGGUUUCAACACCUUAAUAAGUCAAAGGCGUUCAAGACUGAUAAUCACAUUAAAUAGUCCAAUUUAUCUUAAAAAGUCAAUUGCAAAGUGAGAAACUCUUUCUUUAGGAAUGCAUUAUGCCGUGAGGAUGUCAGAGUAAAUUAAAUUCCCCUCUGCACACUAAAGCAUCAAUUUCCUUAUGGUAAUUAUCUGCUGGAAUAGACGUGUCACUAGAAGGAGUCAGGCAUGCUUGACAUUUAGCCUUUUUAUACGCAGGCGAUGAGUAAAAAUUAAGAUGAGGAAAAGGAAAUUAAUCUCCAGCCCAGGCAGGCAUUGAAAGAUCCUGAAGGAUAGUGGUUGAAUCAAUCACUGUUUGUGAGGCUGAUAAAAAAAAAAAAAAAAAUACAAUGAUGAGAUGCAGACCACAGGCUGGAAAAUCUGAGGAGGAGGAGGAGUUGGAGGAGGUCUGUAGUUCUUUCUUAGCAAAUAGAGUUAUGGUUACUGUGAUGAGGGUUAAUGUAAAAUAAAAUACUGAACGUCUGGCAGAACAACACCGGCUUAACUGUAGGCCAGGAGAACUGCUUAAGAGUCAAGUCAAGAUAUGUCACAGUGACAUCAAGGAAUAGAUCUUAGGAAGCUCAUUGUUGAAAUUUCAAGGUGAAACUACACCUGGUUGUCUAAUUAUAAGUGUAACUAUUACCAAGAAGUAAUAUUAAAAACUGAAAAGAUAUAUAGUAUUAACAAAAUGUAAUUAUAGAAGGAAAAGCCAACCAAUGAAAAUAAUAAAUUAAUAAAAAAGUUGGUGAAAACACAAAAAAUUGCCAACGGUCAACCCUUUCUCAAUAAAUAUGUGCUGUGUGUGCUUUUGGGCUGUAAUAGUACUUGUAUUCGUCCCAAACCGUUCAACACAAAUACACACCUGUAUUUAACGGCGCACCUGUGUAGGUAAGAGGGGAAACUUAAUUCGGAGCGGACCGCUGCGACUUCCGCCGGAACGCAUUGUGACUGGACUCUAUUGCCGUUCGCUCAAGUCAGGACUUUUAACUAACCGUUAACAUGGACGAGCCCCGUAUUGUCAAUGGAAGAAACGCCACGUCCCAGCAGUGCACGCUUCAGGAGAGCGGAUUGGUGUCGACCCUAAUGUCUGCGUAUUGAAGAGAACCACUUGUUUUCCACCACGUUGCCACGGCAAUACCCAGCAGGAGCAAAAGGACAGCAGCAAAGGAGCAACAUUUAAGUGGCCGCAGGAUGAAGAGGAGGAGGAGGAGGAGGAGAAGGACGUUUCCUUUAUUCUUCAAGCAUUCUUCAAAAACACAUACUAAAUGGCAGAGAGUUAUUCUGUCCUGAACAUCACACCCAGACAGCAGAGCACUCAUCCAGACCUGAGGACCCUAACCUCAGGUGUGCCGCGACUACGGCUAUGGUGGAGACUUGGAGGACGUGAUGGAGCAGGAGUUCAGGCGGAUUAAAGGAAUAACUUACCUGGACCAUGCAGCAACCACUCUGUACCCAGAGUCUGUGAUCAGGAACUAUGCCAACGACCUUUCAAAGAACCUAUAUGGAAAUCCUCACAGCUAUCACACCAGCAGCAGGUUGACACAUGACACUGUGGAAACGGUCAGAUACAGAGUAUUGCAGCAUUUCAAUGCCAGCCCAGAGGAGUACUCUGUGAUUUUCACUUCAGGUUGUACAGCCGCCCUGAAAUUAGUUGCAGAGAGCUUUCCCUGGAGGCCGCAGACCGAGAGUGAAGCGGGGAGUUACUUCAGCUACCUCACCGACAGUCACACCUCUGUGGUUGGCAUAAGAGGAGUGACUUCUGGCCGGGGGGUAGUUUGCCUCCCUGUCUCCCUGAAGGAGGUACGGAGUGGAGCAAAGUGUGAGCGUCAGUGUGACGAUGCUGUUUGCUCAACACCGCACCUGUUCUGCUACCCAGCGCAGAGCAACUUCUGCGGGAGGAAAUAUCCCCUCAGCUUUGUAAAAGGCAUCCAGGCAAGACAACUUUAUCCAGCGUCUGACCAUGAAGGCCACUGGUAUGUGCUCCUUGAUGCUGCCUCUCAUGUCAGCAGCUCCCCGCUAAACCUACAGGAGUGUCCUGCAGACUUUAUUCCCAUCUCCUUCUACAAGAUAUUUGGCUUCCCUACAGGACUGGGGGCCCUUCUGGUCCGUAACAGUGUGGCAGGAAUACUAAAAAAGACAUAUUUUGGUGGAGGCACAGCAGCAGCUUACCUUUCUGGAGAAGAUUAUUAUGUGUAUGCUACAAACAUCUCUGACAGAUUUGAAGAUGGGACCGUCCCUUUCUUGGACAUUAUUGCACUAAAUCACAGUUUUGAUGCUCUUUACAGAAUAACAGGGGGCAUGCUUAACAUCCAGCAGCACACCUUCGCCUUGGCACGCUACACUUACAUGCUGCUGUCAAGUCUUUGCCAUGGCAACGAGCAACCGGUGGCUCAGAUAUACACUGAAGGCCAGUUUGAGAGUCCAAGCACACAGGGAGCGAUCCUCAACUUUAACCUUAUGGAUUCUCAUGGACAAAUAAUUGGUUAUUCCCAUGUGGACAGAAUGGCAAGUUUGUACAAUAUUCACGUUCGCACUGGCUGCUUCUGCAACACUGGAGCCUGUCAGUUCUACCUCCAAAUCACCAGUCAACAGAUGAAGAGAAACCUGCAGGCCGGCCACGUGUGUGGAGACAACAUCGACCUGGUGGCAGGACGCCCAACCGGGUCUGUCCGCAUCUCCUUUGGAUACAUGUCGACGUUUGAGGACUGUCAAAAGUUCCUGAAGUUUGUUUCGGAGGUUUUUGCAGAAAAACCAGUCAAAGUGGAUGAAGUGAGACUAGAAAAAUUGAAAACAACCUGGUCAGCUACAAGUGAAUAUUUCCAUCCCAGAUUUCAAAUCACAGUUGAAGAGUCGUUCAAGGAAGACAAGGAGAAAUCCACAGACGUGUCACUGGAAGAAUUUGGAAACAGCGAUCCAGAAUUCCAUGAGGAGUCUCGUACUCUUACUAACAUCUACAUAUAUCCAAUAAAAUCAUGUGGCGCUUACGAGGUGCAGGACUGGCCAUUGGGGGAGCAGGGUUUACUUUACGACAGAGGCUGGAUGGUGGUAAACAGAAACGGCGUGUGCCUGAGUCAGAAGAGAGAAACACGUUUAUGCUUAAUUCGCCCACAAGUGCAUCUGCACUCAAACAAAUUGCUCCUGCAGGCAUCAGGGAUGGAUACCAUUUCUGUUCCCCUGGAAAACAACGUCAACGCAAGCUAUCGACUGUGUCAGAGCAAAGUUUGUGGUGACAGGGUGGAGACUCUUGACUGUGGGGAUGAGGCUGCUUCGUGGCUUUCAGACUUCCUGGGACAGCCAUGCCGCUUGAUAAAACAAAAUCCCAAUUAUACCCGAGACAUGAAAAACAGGCCUAGUGGAGAUGCCACCUCCACAUUUCUCUCCCUGGUGAAUGAAGCUCAGUAUCUCAUGAUCAACCGCGCCAGCGUGGAGCUCAUUCAGAUACAGAUGAGCAGCAGACAUGGACAUUUUCAGAGUGAUCCGCUCCUUGACACACAGAAUGUCAUUAGCCGCUUCCGAGCCAAUUUAGUCAUCAGUGGUGUAGAACCAUUUGAAGAAGAUAAUUGGUCACACUUGAUUAUUGGCAACAUCCGAUUCAUGGUUACAGGUCAAUGUGGAAGGUGCCAGAUGGUUGGAAUAGAUCAGGAAAGUGGGACCAAAACAAAAGAGCCUCUAAUGUCUCUGUCUGCGUACCGCCAUGGGAAGGUGACUUUUGGUGUGUACCUGACCCAGCAGCUACCAAAUUGUCCCCCUGCUGCCUGUGUCCUUUCAGUUGGCUCCUUUAUACAGCCAGUGCUACAGAGUCCUUGAAAUGAUCAUCUGCAACAUCUUCUUUUAUCCACUUUUGUGACAUCCCAGGUCCUUACCCAUCAUUUCUGUACAGCACAUCCAAAGGAUCACCUGUCAGACUGUGUGAGAAGUUUUCUUUUUUAAAUUUUUUUUUUUUUUUUUAUAAAUUCUCUUCUGUUCUCUCUCCGUGGUGGCUUUUGUUCUCUGAAGUGUCCUUUUCAUACCAGAGCAUUGACGAUUUUAUUCUAUCCCAGUCUGUUUUGAUGGGAAAUGUAAUGAGAUUUUUAGGGUUUUUUCUCUCACCUCUCAUUAUGAUCAUCUUAAAAUGUGUGCAGCAACAAAUGUGUAAAAUAUUAAUUCCAUGAAUAAGUUGCUGCUGCCAUUUGUCAAAACAAGUCAGGCUCGAUGUUUUAAUUUCUGUUCAUGUUAACCUCCCCGUAGUCCCGCAAUGCUUUCGCUCAUGAAAGUUUAUCUUGCUAUUUAUUCCAAACACAACACUGCUGUUAGUGCUGCUGGCAGAAUUUGAAACAGGCCCGCCCUUCUCCCCGCUCGCCCCCCCCACCCACCCAUUGGAAAAACAGACACUCUGCUGUAUGUGUGCUCCAAGUGGAACUGAAAUGGACAUACUGUCAGUGCCAGGACAGAAUGGGUAAUAUUUUAAUGUAGAAGCAAUUAGCUGGAAUGAUAUGCUCAGGGAAUUAUUUGUGUACAUUAAAUAUAUGUGCUCAAUUUAUCUGUUAAUGUCUGGCUAAUUAAUCUUGAUAUAACUAUUGUACGAGCUGUGGUAUAAUGCACCAUACGGUUUAUACGCAUUUUAAAGGCAUGCCAAAGAUAAAGUAUUUUUAAUAGUCCCAUUGUAACAGGUAGUGACGUUGGCACAGACGUUUGAUUUUCAACGGUACCAAUGAAAAUCAAACGACUGUGACAUUUGAAGUCCCUGCAUCGGAUUCAUGUCAUUUUCACACUCAACAGCCCCCUCCUGAUUCACCCUGAGUCUUUCUUCAGCAUGUAACUCAUUUGUACCUCCUGCUGGUGCUCACGCUGUACAGCAGUUUGUAGACCUUUGACAAUAGUGGUUUCUGCAGAUGUUUAUGUAGGAUUUAAAUCUUUACCUUUAAAUGCAACGCAUAAUAUUUAUAACGUACAUUAAAUAAGCAUUCAACUGUAUUACAGAUCUUUCAUCAAACCUGGUUUUAGAAAUAGAAAAUAAUUUGUAUCCCAAGAAAUAAAAUAUAAAUUCAUAAUGUUGCUUUAUUAUUAUAUUCUACUGCUGGAGUUGUUAAAUUAUUUUCUUUUUUGCAGGUAUUUACAAAGGCUGAUUGAUUUUAGAUCAUUUCCCUUUUUGCCACUGUUUGGCAUUAUAAGAAUAAUAAUAAAUAUACAAAGUUAACAGUA